UGAGAGUGAUUUGGAUCAUCUACAGACUACAGUGGUGCCGACCAGAUACAUCAUCUCCAGACUCCACCAAAAACGAGAAAAAGGAAAUGGAAAAUAUUGAAAGGAUUCACCACCACGACACCAAAUUCAUCGACCAAAAUGGGCACCUACAAACAAUCAAAAUUCCUGUGGUUCAAGACUUGGCCCGGCUGAAGAUCCUACCCGGAGACUUCAUCCAAAACCCGGUCGCAGCCCACCCGUUUCCUCCCCACACCUUUUUUGACGCGAUAGACAUGGCCAAGCUCCGGACCAAGUCGGGUCGGGCCACGGAGCUCCGCAAACUUGCCAGCAUCUGCGAUGAAUGGGGCAUGUUUAUCAUCCGAAACCACGGGUUGGAUCCACGGGCUCUGGAGGAGGUGGAACAAGUCGUCAAGAAUUUCUUCGAGCUGCCCUUCGAGGACAAAAAAUCCAGUGUGGGAACGUACACGGAUGCCGAUAACAUGGGAUACGGCCGGAAUUUCUUCAAAUCGCAGCAUCAGCCGUUGGAUUGGAUCGACCGCUUGGCAAUGAAGGCGGCUCCGGUGGGCUCCACCGAAGGCCUCCGUGUUUGGCCUAACAAUCCACCCAAUUUCCGGCCAGCCGUGGAGAAUUUUGUGGAGAUUGGCCGCCAAGUUCUAGACGAGCUUCUAGAAGCUCUUGCAGAAGCCAUCUCGUGCGAUACAGAUUCAUUCUCGCGAUAUUUUGAUCCAGACACGAGCGAGAUUAAUGUUCGUGUAAACUAUUACCCGGCUUGCCCCCGGCCCGAUUUAACAAUGGGCUUGGUCCCACACAGCGAUGCUAGUGCUCUAACUCUCUUGACCCAAUUCGGAUCCGAAAAUGGGCUUCAAGUAUUGAAGAGCAAUCAAUGGAUCACAGUUCCGUGGCCAUGUGACUCGUUGCUUGUCAAUGUAGGAGAUCUCAUUGAAAUCAUGGGUGAUGGGAGGUUCCGGAGCUCGUGGCACCGGGCCGUGGCGCAACCUGAUACGGGCCGAUUCUCGGUCGCGUUGUUUUACAGGCCACCAAGGGGAGCGGAGAUUGAGCCGGUGAGUGAUGGAGAGUCCAAUAAGUAUAAGAACGUUGUGGUGGGAGACUAUUUAGACCAUUUUUACAAAUUAAGCCCAACACCUACUAAACAAGCCAUAAUGUUUGCCAAAUUUAAUUAGAUACAAAUAAUAUCAACCAUUGUGCAUUCAUGAAGUAGGGGGUGCUAAUAUGUCUAAACCCAAAUGUAGUCUUUUUUUGUCUAUUUACACACGUUCCAAUAGUCAAUUACUAUUUCACUAUUUUUAAUGUAUUUAUGCUUUUGUUAGUA
Salvia splendens (bonfire salvia) is the source of this 1330-nucleotide messenger RNA. RefSeq names its product 2-oxoglutarate-dependent dioxygenase 11. NCBI's taxonomy places the organism in Eukaryota, Viridiplantae, Streptophyta, Magnoliopsida, Lamiales, Lamiaceae. The coding region runs from base 87 to 1181 and encodes 364 amino acids. The transcript has a single exon. The record is from RefSeq and is a predicted model, not a curated record.